GACCGGCACCGAGGUGGCCAUCAAAGUCUACAAGGCUUUGAAGGAGACCCACAAGGGCGAGGACGUGCGCCUGCAGAAGUUCCGCAGGCAGAUCAGCGUCCUGAAGAUGUUGCAGGAGCCCUUCGGCACCGUGUCGGACGAGACGCUCUGGCACCCGCAGCUCGCAGCGACGAAGCCGUCCAAGCUCUUCAUGUCGCUUCUGGACUACAGCAAGGACAAGA
Molecule: messenger RNA, 221 nt
Organism: Symbiodinium necroappetens
Lineage: Eukaryota; Dinophyceae; Suessiales; Symbiodiniaceae
Source: the annotation of a GenBank genome assembly